Messenger RNA from Helicoverpa armigera (cotton bollworm), 4650 nucleotides. RefSeq names its product ethanolaminephosphotransferase 1. Gene Ontology annotation, biological process: phosphatidylethanolamine biosynthetic process. The record is from RefSeq and is a predicted model, not a curated record. Gene Ontology annotation, cellular component: endoplasmic reticulum membrane; Golgi apparatus. Bases 176 to 1366 code for a protein of 396 amino acids. Lineage: Eukaryota; Metazoa; Arthropoda; Insecta; Lepidoptera; Noctuidae. The transcript has 9 exons. Gene Ontology annotation, molecular function: ethanolaminephosphotransferase activity.
UCAAAUUUUAAACGUCAACCAAACCGCAGUGUCGUGGGACGCGUUUAUUUUUUUAGUUUUAUUAAUCACAUUUAUACCGAAAAUGUAUUACGUGAAGUGCAAAUAUUUCAUUUGUAAUAAUUAGUUACCAUUUAUUUAAUAUUUCUGUAGUGUAGAUUAAGUGUAAACAGUGAAAAUGUUGAAUUACAAGUACCUAAGUCGCGAGCACCUCGAAGGGUUCGAUAAUUAUAAGUACAUGGCCAUAGACACCAGUCCACUGAGUGUGUAUGUUAUGCAUCCUUUUUGGAACAAAGUUGUUGAGUUUGUACCAAAAUGGGUGGCACCCAACGUGUUGACAUUCGGUGGUUUUCUUCUCAUCGUGUUGAACUUUUUACUUCUGUCGUAUUACGACUACGACUACUACGCGGCCAGUACGCCUUUGUACAACGAAACUGUUGGGGAAUCCCCUCUUAAUGGACAUAUGGAGGUCAUACCGCAAACUCUAUGGUAUUUCAUCGGAAUCUUCUUGUUUUUGGCUUAUACUUUAGAUGGCAUAGACGGCAAGCAAGCGCGUCGAACACAAACUUCAGGACCUUUGGGAGAACUAUUCGACCACGGUCUUGAUUCUUACACGGUGUUCUUUAUACCAGCCUGUCUGUACUCUAUAUUCGGACGUCUGGAUUACUCUAUACCGCCUAUAAGGAUAUAUUACGUAAUGUGGAAUCUUCUUCUGAAUUUCUACAUCAGCCAUUGGGAAAAGUAUAACACGGGUGUAUUAUUUUUGCCUUGGGGAUAUGACUUCAGUAUGUGGGCAUCCACAGCAUUUUUCCUAUGGACAGGAGUAAAAGGCACGAGUUUCUACAAGAAGUACAUAUUCGCUGGAUACACAUUAGCCAACCUGUUUGAAGUGCUCAUAUACGCUACGGGUGUCGUCACUAACUUGCCGGUCGCGCUUUAUAAUAUUCAUCAGUCUUACAAACUCCGCACAGGCAAGAUGCGUUCACCUAGUGAGGCGCUGCGGCCGCUGUGGUCGUUCGUCACAGUGUUCGCAGUGUGCUCGGUGUGGGUGCACAAGUCCCCGCGCCUGCCCGACACAGACCUGCGCCCGCUGUUCCUGCUCAUUGGCACUCUCUUCAGUAAUGUCGCUUGUCGUCUAAUAGUGAGUCAGAUGAGCAACCAGCGCUGCGACGCCGUCAACUGGUUGCUGUGGCCGCUGACUGCAGCCGCUUCCGUCUCGCUACUGUUGCCGCACUAUGAGAUACUCGCCUUUUAUGCCAUGACGAUACUGACUGUGCUGGCUCAUAUACAUUAUGGGACUUGUGUUGUACGUCAAAUGUGCGACCACUUCAGAAUAAGCUGUUUCUACAUAAAGCAGAGGUCAGAUUGACUCUUAGAUGACAAUGCGUGUUAGUAACAUAACACCCUGUAUGUAAUUACAGGUUCUAAAUAAACAACAUCAUGUACAUGCCGUGUUUAUGAAACAUAUCCAUCUUUUGUUUGUGGUACUAGAUUAUUUUUGAAAAAAUAUGGGAAGGUUAUAAAGCCUGCCUAGCCUUUUCCCAUCUACUUAUGUUGGGGUCGGCUUCCAGUCUAACCAAAUGCAGCUGAGUACCGGUGUUUUACAAGGAGCCACUGCCUAUAUUUACUCUCUCAACCCAGUUACCCGGGCAACCCAAUAUACCCUUGGUAAAACUGGUUGUCAGACUGACUGGCUUCUGACUACCCGUAACGACUGCCAAAGAUGUUCAAACGACAGAAGAUGAAUGAUGUUAAUGGGAAAAUGGUUUAUUUAAAAUAAAUAAUCUAGUGCCAUGAUAUUUCACAUAAAUACAUGUUGUUUAUUUUAUAGUAAAAUAAAUAGUAUUUAAGUUGAUUACUUUUACCAGUGAUUAUGAAAAUAAACCACUAUGAAUUUGAUUUAUAUGAAAAAUAUGUUUUACUAUAAAAAAAACAAUAAAAUAAAAAUACAGCUUAUUAGACAGAAGUACACCGUUCCUUGAAUAGAAUAAAAAACUAGAUUUAAUACGAAACAAAAAGUACAUUUUGUUGUUAUUAUUUUUAAAUGUUAUGUUAUAUUUUAUAAAGAUUGUACACACAGCAGAAGAUAUAUUUUCUGAAAUAUGCAAUUUUGAAUUUCGAAAUAGUUAAGGUUGUUGUCAUAGUUGCAACGUUCUUUUUUUUUUUUUUUUUUUAUCUACAUACACAUCAUACACACAUAUACAUCAUGGUAAACCUUUUUGGCAAAUCUUUUUUUUUUUUUUAAUUAUUAUUUUUUAUGUCUACUGUGUACAUCUUUAUUUUGAGGGUUCAUAAUACGCAUUGUCUAAAUCCAGUACCAAUCUAAACGGUAUUUAUUAAUUUUUAAGUGUAUUUUUUACAAAAAUAUUAACGCAAGUAUCGAGAUUAUCCGAAUAAUCUGAGCUUUGAAAUAAAGUCUACUUAAAAUUUGCUGUUUAGUCGGUUAUUCUUGAUAAAACAUUAAUUGCUUUUGGCUAAUUUAAUUUUUCUGCAAAUUGAGGAAUCUGACUUAUAAUAUACAGCUGGUUGUUUUUUAGACUUUUUUUGUUUAGUUAUAAUCUCUAUAGAUCUGUAGAUUUAAACCUCUUAACUUAUUUUUUAGUUAAAAGUUAUUAUAGCUCGUCAUUUUUUAUCGUAAAACGAUAAUGUAUUUAUUUUAGUUUUUUUUCUGUAUUAAGUUUGGUUGUGACAUCAUUACGAGAUUGUGAAAAGUUUUGAAUUCCUCAAUUUGUAUUUUCUUUUUAAUCAUUAGACCAAAUUAUCUUGAUAUUAAUUUUAGUAACAUUAUUAUUUUAAAUAUUUUUAUCCAAAUCGAAGGUAAAUAAUAUUUAAAACAGUAAUUUUGGAAGCUUUAGUUUUAAGUUUAAAAUGAGAUUGAAAUCAAAAUUUCGCUUGUAAUCGCAAAUAUUUUUAAGCACUGUCUAUGUAUAAUUGGUGUCUAUGACAUUCUGUAUAUUUCGUGUUCUAGCCCGCCUAAAAUAAUUAAACAAAUAAAAAGAAGAUUACUAACAUUUAAUUAUAUUAUAUAAUCUAACAGAACGCUUUAUUGACCAAAAAUCUUUUACUUUCCAAAAAUGAUGACGAUCCGCUUUUUCAAAAAAACAUGUUUCUUAUAAAAAUACAAAAAAAAAAUAGAGAUCAGAAGCCUUUUCCACCACAAAUUAUUAAUUACAAGUAGAAUUCUUGUUCAAAGGUGAAAGCGGCCAAAAAUAUCAGAAAUCUAAAUUUUAUUCAUCAUGCACCUACAUGAAUAAACUACUAACAGUAUAAUUUUACUCUAAAAUAAAGCACUAAGUAUUAUUUGCGUGAAAUGUGAACCCACCUUUAUUUCAGCAUGUUUUUUUUAUAAUAUUUUUAUUUUGUAUACCCUUAUCAAUCACUUGAUCGUUUUUUGAUUUCAUUUCGACGAAAAAACCGUUUUUUCAACAACUUUUUUUUUGUUUUUGACAUUUAUGUUAAAUUAAUCGCAAUAAAUAAAUACUGCUGGUUAGUACUCGAUUAUUCUUUUUUGUUCGAUCAAUUUUGAUGGACACUCGGCAUAAGAUUGCCUGGUGUAACACAAUUUUUGAUAAAGUAAAAUGGGGUAUUAUUCGAGUACUAUACAGCCGUAUUGAAAUAUGAUAAUUAUAACGCAUUACAAAAUAAAAGUGCCUCAUGUUAAAAAAUAGUAUUCCAUAGAUCGCUAUGUAACAUUUAAGCUCUGAUAUAAUAACUUAAUAUUCAUUUGUUUUGAAAAAAAAAAUGUACCACUAAAAUCUCCUUUAUUUAAAACAAAAUUUCAUGUUCUGGAUCUUAGACUAUUCCAUUGUGUAAUUUUCAAAAAUUCGCUUUAUGUAUCUGUACUGCUUGAAAUUAUUUUUUAUUUUAAGGAUUUAACCUAACUUAGAAUAUUCGAAGACCUAGGGUAAAUACUGUUGUAUGAUGACCGUCAUAUAAUGUUAUUUCGGGUGUAGUUCGUGGCAAACUUAAUGACGGCUCGGAACUAGCGAUUAGCUCCGCAGAAACCCAUUUUUCGGUAUAGCCCACGGAGUAAGAAAAGAUAAGCGGAGAUGCCAUAAAUCUGCCUCCUUCUAGGGCAAAUACGGACGGGGCGGACGUGAUUAAAACGCUAAGUUCAGAGUGAACUAACAAGGCGUUCGGGGACACAUGUCGACGAUUUUCGUUUUUCAACAAAAAUUGUUCCAAAGUAUGCGAAUGCGGGCGGAGGCAGUAACGUUCCUCGUCCCCCGCACACCCGCAUUUUGGCGAAGCUAUUUUCUUUUGAGGUUUUCGUUAUGCCACCUCCGCUCAUCAUUGUUUUCUCUAUCGCUUGGCCACAUGCGCAUACCUGUGCUUGGAAGUUAGUUGCAAACCGCCAUUAAGUUUGGCAAGAACUAUACUGCUCUACGUUAUGUAUGAUAAUUCGGACUGAAGUGUAAGUCAGGGUAACCCUAACAUUGAUGGAAAUAAAACUGCGUACAUUUGAGCAUAAUAAAUAUCGUAUUGUAUAGAAUAAAUAUAAAAUUAAACUUUAAUGUAUAAGUUUCAAGAGAGAUUGUAAGGGACCGUUGUAAGAAGGCAUAUCGUGAGAAUUAAAAGCUUAUUAUGAAAAAAAUCAUGUUUACCUAUAUAUUUGGUAUCGUUUUCUAUUACGCUUGAACUGUUGAAAUACGA